AUGCGGGAGCUGGCCCCGACGCCCACUUUCAUAGCCGUGAUCAACACCAGUAUCACACGCGUCUCCAGCAACGCUUAUGAGUGGCGGUUCAUACUACCCCCGUACUUCCUCAUAUUCAUGCUGUCUGUAACUGGGAACUGCAUGGUAACCUUCCUUCCAGAUUGCAGAUGGCGCUGCCGUCACGUAAACAUGUCAGUGGAUGUAUGGACGCUGGUGGCGAUUUCCCUGGAGCGCUACUUCGCUAUCUGCCGACCUUUGAAGUCACGCAAGUGGCAGACGCAGUGCCACGCGUACAAGAUGAUCGCGAUGGUGUGGAUGCUGUCUGUGGCACUUAACUCUCCCAUAUUGAUCGUAUCUACGCUACAACCUAUGAAAGCAAACGGUGAGCGAUAG
This is a messenger RNA of Chilo suppressalis (striped riceborer), 393 nucleotides long. The record is from the annotation of a GenBank genome assembly. NCBI's taxonomy places the organism in Eukaryota, Metazoa, Arthropoda, Insecta, Lepidoptera, Crambidae.